This is a messenger RNA of Fusarium keratoplasticum, 1551 nucleotides long. RefSeq lists its product as uncharacterized. The transcript is spliced from 3 exons. Gene Ontology annotation, molecular function: iron ion binding; monooxygenase activity; heme binding. Lineage: Eukaryota; Fungi; Ascomycota; Sordariomycetes; Hypocreales; Nectriaceae. The record is from RefSeq and is a predicted model, not a curated record. Bases 1 to 1551 code for a protein of 516 amino acids.
AUGGCCAUAAUCGAACAACUUAGGGAGACAUUCGUCCGGGCGGCGACGUCAUGGUCGCCGGUCCUUGGCCAGGUCUCACCAGCGACGAUUGUGAGCGGACUCGUGCUCGUCACGGUUCCUCUCAUCGUUCUAUACCGGCUGCUCCUUCACCCUCUGGCCUGGGUUCCGGGUCCCAAAAUCGCCGCUGUCAACGGGCUGUGGCGGACUUGGCGCUAUGCACAUGGCAAAUGGCACGAAGACAUCCUGGAGCUGCACGACAAGUAUGGCCCCGUCGUGCGCGUCGCACCCAACGAAGUUUCCAUCGUGGACGGGCCGACGAUGAAGAAACUCUACGGACACGGCAAGCCCGCGCUCAAGACGGGGUGGUACCACACGUGGCACAACCCUGGGGUCGACGUAAUGUUCUUCGCCGAGCUGGAUCCCAGAUUGCACUCGCUCAAGCGCAAGCGCGUCUCGGCGGCCUACUCCAUGUCCUCCAUCCUCGAGUACGAGAAGUACAUGCAGUCCUCCAUUGCGCUGUGUCUUGACAAGCUCUCCAAGUACUCCCGGAGCGGCCAGAUCGUCGACGUGUCCGUCUGGGUGCAGGCGCUCGCCUAUGAUGUCGUCGGCGAGCUGGCCUUUGGCGAGACGCUGGGCCACCUAGAGACCGAGACCGACGUCAUGGGCAUCCGGGAAGCCAUUGCCCAGAUUUUCACCCUUUCCGGGGUCUUAGGUCACAUCUGGGGUCAGACUAUGCCCUUCCUGCAUUUGGUCGACCUGCUGAAACUGGAUUCCCCGAUCAGCAAGUUCAUGAAGUAUUCGAGCGACAAGGUCAUGGAACGCCAGGCAGCUCCUAAGGACGCCCUCGAACGCAAGGACCUGCUCAACUACUUUGUCAAGAUGAAGAAAUUUGACGGCUCGGGCCCAGCAGACCAGAAGGAAAUCCUGGUGGAGACAACCAACAUCUUGGCUGCCGGCGCUGAUACCACCUCGGCCGGCAUACGCGCCGCCCUCUACUAUCUAGGGACGCACCCGGAAAAGCUCGCCAAACUCCGUGCAGCCAUCGACCAUUUCUACGACGAAAACAACCUAGACCAGCCCAUCACAUAUCUGCAGUCGCAGAAGGUCACCUACCUAGGGGCCGUCAUCUCGGAGACGAUGCGACUGUUCCCGUCCAUCAACUUCCAGCUGCUGCGCGUGGUGCCCCAGGGCGGAGUUACGGUCGGCAAGCAUUACAUUCCCGCGGGCUACAACGUCGGCAUCAGCCCCCUCAGCCAGGGCCGUGACCCGAAGCUCUACGGCGAGACCCGCAACGACUUUAUCCCCGAGCGCUGGGAGGACCCCCAACAGAAGUCCAUGCUCGAGAGCUACAAUAUGAGUUUUGGCGGCAACGGCCCUCGGGGCUGCGUCGGGAAGAAUCUUGCACUCGUCGAGAUCUAUAAGUUCGUCGCACAGUUCGUCCGCAGGUUUGACUUUGAGUUUGUCAACAAGGAAAAGCCGUGGGAAGUCUCGUCAAUGUGGUCGCACAACCCGGUCAACAUGCAUAUGCGAUUGAGAGAGCGGAAACUAUAA